This is a messenger RNA of Saccharomyces cerevisiae S288C, 684 nucleotides long. It is a transcript of the gene TML25, whose product is annotated as palmitoyl-(protein) hydrolase. Bases 1 to 684 code for a protein of 227 amino acids. Gene Ontology annotation, molecular function: hydrolase activity; palmitoyl-(protein) hydrolase activity. Lineage: Eukaryota; Fungi; Ascomycota; Saccharomycetes; Saccharomycetales; Saccharomycetaceae. The record is from RefSeq and is marked reviewed. Gene Ontology annotation, cellular component: cytoplasm; nucleus. The transcript has a single exon.
AUGAAUGGACUUAGAGUUGCAGCAAAAAUUCAGCCAGCACGCCAAACUAUCAUAUUCUUGCAUGGAUUAGGUGAUACAGGUUCGGGAUGGGGAUUUUUAGCUCAGUAUUUACAACAGAGAGACCCUGCCGCUUUCCAGCAUACUAAUUUUGUUUUUCCUAAUGCUCCAGAGCUUCAUGUGACAGCAAACGGCGGUGCAUUGAUGCCUGCUUGGUUUGACAUCUUGGAAUGGGAUCCUAGUUUUUCCAAAGUUGACAGUGACGGUUUUAUGAAUUCUUUGAAUUCCAUAGAAAAGACGGUUAAGCAAGAAAUUGAUAAAGGAAUUAAACCGGAGCAGAUUAUUAUCGGAGGUUUCUCUCAGGGUGCCGCAUUAGCUCUCGCAACAUCAGUUACUUUACCAUGGAAAAUCGGUGGUAUAGUAGCUCUGUCGGGAUUUUGUUCCAUCCCAGGAAUUCUGAAACAACAUAAGAAUGGCAUUAAUGUAAAGACACCAAUUUUUCAUGGGCAUGGUGACAUGGAUCCAGUAGUUCCUAUUGGACUAGGUAUAAAGGCAAAACAGUUCUAUCAAGAUAGCUGUGAGAUACAAAAUUAUGAAUUUAAAGUAUACAAAGGUAUGGCCCAUUCUACAGUUCCAGAUGAAUUAGAAGACUUGGCUUCAUUUAUCAAGAAGAGCUUAUCAUCAUAG